Messenger RNA from Penicilliopsis zonata CBS 506.65, 1487 nucleotides. RefSeq lists its product as hypothetical. Bases 92 to 1357 code for a protein of 421 amino acids. Gene Ontology annotation, biological process: protein import into peroxisome matrix, docking. NCBI's taxonomy places the organism in Eukaryota, Fungi, Ascomycota, Eurotiomycetes, Eurotiales, Aspergillaceae. The record is from RefSeq and is a predicted model, not a curated record. Gene Ontology annotation, molecular function: signaling receptor binding. Gene Ontology annotation, cellular component: peroxisomal importomer complex; peroxisomal membrane. The transcript has a single exon.
GACGUGAGGUACCUCAACGUGAGUCUGGCAAGAGCAAGAUAUAACUUGGUGCUGUCUACUGCAGCAGUCGAGAAAUGAUUAGUACACCACCAUGAGCGAAACGAAGAAACUAUCUGUUCCCCCAUGGCAGCAGCAGCAGCAGCAGCAGCCUGCCGGUGACGCCUCCGAGGACACCACCACCACCACCUCUUCCUCCCCCCCCGAGACACCAGAAGCCACAUCACGAACAGCACUCCUUGAACAGGCAGGCAAGUUCUUAGAGGACGAUUCGAUACGAGAGGCGCCCAGAGAGCGAAAGGUGGCGUUUCUGGAGUCCAAAGGGCUGAGUCUGCAGGAGAUUGAGACGUUGCUGGCUGGUGCCGUCCAACCAGAGCCGGGGACAAGCACGAGCACGAGCGCGAGCAUGCCUAAAGAAGAAGCUGCAGAGACGCAACCACCACCGAACAAGGAGACGGCCAAGGAAACGGCUCAAUUGCGUGCCCCUCGCGAUGUCCCGCCUAUCAUAACGUACCCUGAAUUUUUCUUCGAACCUGCGCGGCCCCCGCCGCUUGUCACCCUUCGAAGCUUGCUGUACUCGCUGUAUGGCGCCGCGGGCCUGGGUGCGGUCGUCUACGGGGCGAGCGAGUACCUGGUGAAGCCGAUGCUAGCAGAUCUCGGCACAGCACGACAUGAGCUGGCACAGACUGCGUCAGAGAACCUGACCAAGUUGAACGAGAAGCUGGAGCAGAACGUCUCGCGGAUCCCCGCACAGCUCCUCGCCGCCAAGACCAAACACGGCGACAACAAAUAUGACGAUGAAGCCGGGGAUGGAGAAUCAGUCACCUCAGACCCGACGGAGCUCUUCCACCGCGAUGUCGCGACGCAGACAACCCCGGACCUUGUCCAUCCGCUCGCCACCGCCCUCCCCAUCUCCGCCCCCGCCCCCCCGACUGACGACAAACCCAUCGAUACCCAGCAUGACCCCGUCGCCGCCGUGACGGAGCAUAUCAAACGGCUGGACGUGCUCGCCUCGCACUUGCGCGAGAUCGUCGACACGGAAACCACCACCCGCUCGGCAGAGGACUCCUUCGCCACCCGCGCCACCGAGCUGCGCCAUUACCUCGACACCUUGAUCUACAGCGCCCCCACGUACACCAUGACUGCCACCGGCUUGUCGACAGCUACCUCCACGGGCUACGGCGCGUAUAGCUCCCCGGGCGUUGACGGAGCGCCCGCCAUGCCCGGUAUAGCCAAGGGCGAGGAGGACGCCAUUGCCGGCUUCAGAGCGGAGAUCCGCGGCGUCAAGGGGGCGUUGCUAAGUUCGCGCAACUUUCCCUCAGGCCGCGGUGCAAGGGUUUACGGCGGUGUUGCUAGGUGAUUGUUCUCCCAUGACAUGUAAAUAAUCCGGGAUACCAGGCGACAAUGAUAUAUUAUUACCUAUGAGCUACCCUAGUUUGUUUCAAUACACUACGACUGUUGUUUUUUUUUUUUUUUUUUUUUUUCUUUUU